This is a messenger RNA of Morone saxatilis (striped sea-bass), 1069 nucleotides long. RefSeq names its product ERH mRNA splicing and mitosis factor (gene erh). The record is from RefSeq and is a predicted model, not a curated record. The transcript has 4 exons. The coding region runs from base 155 to 469 and encodes 104 amino acids. NCBI's taxonomy places the organism in Eukaryota, Metazoa, Chordata, Actinopteri, Moronidae.
CUUUACAACCGGAAUAAGAGUUAUCUCAUUUCCCCUGAUACAUUUUUCCUCAAGCAGCUACAUCGUACGGGGCAUUGAGAAGCAAUAAACAACGUUACUUUUUGCAGUUUCGAAUCCCCCCAAUAGAAAGACAGGGUCUGUGUUCAGCACAAACAUGUCGCACACAAUUUUGCUUGUGCAACCUACCAAGAGACCUGAGGGCCGCACAUAUGCUGACUAUGAGUCAGUGAAUGAAUGUAUGGAGGGUGUUUGCAAAAUGUAUGAAGAGCAUCUUAAGAGGAUGAAUCCAAACAGUCCCUCCAUCACUUAUGACAUUAGUCAGUUGUUUGACUUUAUUGACGACUUGGCAGAUCUGAGCUGUCUUGUGUACAGGGCCGACACUCAGACAUACCAACCAUACAACAAAGACUGGAUCAAGGAGAAGAUAUAUGUCCUGCUGCGGCGUCAGGCUCAGCAGGCAGCAAAGUAAAGGCAUCAGUGAGGACUUGUCCUGCUACACAUGCUCGAAAGGAGUUUACUGUACAUUGGAAAGGGAAGGGGUUUGAAAAAUGUGGUACAUUUUGGGCUUUAUAUACAUAAGAGUGGAAGGAUACCUAUGUUUUUAUUUGUUACACUAUGAGUGUGGCAAAUGGCUGCAAGGACUAACUUAUUGAUGAAGAGGAACCCCGACCUGGAGAAAUGUGCCACAGGCUAGAUAAAAAAAAAAUGUGUUGGUCAAAUUUUUAGUAGUGUGCUUUAAUUUUCCAUUUAAAAUUAUGUGAUAUAUAUUUUUUUUUUUACCUUUACUGGGCAGUUGGAUUUGAACAUGCUGUGGAUUUUGCAUGCAGGCAAUUAUUAUUAUUAUUUUUGAAUAAGAUAAAUGUCUGCAUACUGACUAACUCAUUCAUUUAACUGAUCCCAGAAGAUUUAUUUUCCAUAUUUCAUUUAUUAUUAAUAUUGUUACUAGCCUACCAUCAUGAUGUUAAAUGUUGUUUUUGUAAACAUUUCAUAUUGCGUAGAAUCUGAUUUCAGCUAUUCCUGUUACUGUUUUCUUCGAUUUAAUCAAAAUAAAUGUGUUUUCUGACUCUUG